Sabethes cyaneus is the source of this 2766-nucleotide messenger RNA. It is a transcript of the gene Cbp80, whose product is annotated as nuclear cap-binding protein subunit 1. Bases 137 to 2572 code for a protein of 811 amino acids. The record is from RefSeq and is a predicted model, not a curated record. Gene Ontology annotation, biological process: mRNA export from nucleus; nuclear-transcribed mRNA catabolic process, nonsense-mediated decay. Gene Ontology annotation, molecular function: RNA cap binding; protein binding; mRNA binding. The transcript is spliced from 7 exons. Gene Ontology annotation, cellular component: nuclear cap binding complex; nucleus. Lineage: Eukaryota; Metazoa; Arthropoda; Insecta; Diptera; Culicidae.
UUUCAAGGUGCGAGCUGCGAGUGAAGGAAGCGUCAAACGUCGUAGAUUUUGCUGAUUGUCGUAUCGAAAUUAGGUCUCUCUGCUUGUGCGGAACUGCUUUUGCUUCUCUAAAGUGUCCAACGCUAGUGUCGGCAUCAUGAACCGCCGUCGUGCCUACGAAGAUGACGGUGAUUUUUACGGUGAACGGUCCCGUAAACGUCGCCGGGUUUCGGAGAACCAAGAAAUGGAAGAACGUUUGGAGGCACUGAUCUUGAGGGUGGGAGAAAACAGUACCUCUUCGUUGGAGUCGAACCUGGAAGGGCUGGUUUCGGUGCUUGAGUCAGAUUUGGGUAAUUUUCGCAAUAAAAUCUUGCGAAUCUUAUCGGAAUGUCCCAUUAAGAUGCCGGAGAAGUGCACGAUCUACUCAACGAUGGUGGGAUUGAUGAAUGCCAAGAACUACAACUUUGGUGGAGAGUUUGUUGACCAUAUGGUGAAGACGUUCAAGGAAAGUUUGAAGCAAUGCAAGUGGGAUGCUGCCCGGUAUGCUUUGCGGUUUUUAUCGGACUUGGUGAAUUGUCACGUUAUUUCAACGAAUUCUUUACUGCAACUGCUGGAUAAUAUGGUGGAUGCCGCUAAUGAAGAUUCGGUGCCGCAGGUUCGCCGCGAUUGGUACGUAUUUGCCGUGUUGUCUACCCUGCCGUGGGUAGGUCGAGAAUUGUACGAGAAAAAGGAAUCUGCGCUGGAGAAUCUGCUGGUGCGCAUUGAAGUGUUUUUGAACAAACGAACCAAGAAACAUCAUAAUGCACUGCGGGUAUGGUCGGUGGAUGCACCCCAUCCCCAGGAAGAAUAUUUGGAUUGUCUGUGGGCGCAGAUCCGCAAGCUUCGACAGGAUAACUGGGCCGAGAAGCACAUUCCUCGACCGUACCUAGCGUUCGAUUCGGUGCUUUGUGAAGCUUUGCAGCAUAAUUUGCCGUUAAUUCAUCCACCGCCGCAUCAGGAUUCGUUUGAGUAUCCGAUGCCGUGGGUCGUUUAUCGGAUGUUUGAUUAUACCGAUUGUCCAGCUGGACCCAUUUUGCCGGGUGCUCAUUCGAUCGAGCGUUUCCUGAUCGAAGAACAUUUGCAUUCGAUCAUUGAAACUCAUCACUGGGAACGCAAGGAUUGUGCCGCGAACUUGUUGAAUUUGGCCUACAAGGAUAAAAUCCCGUUGGAGUACUGUAUCGUGGAAGUGAUUUUUGCGGAACUGUUCCACAUGCCUACGCCGCGCUAUUUGGAAAUUUGCUACGGAUCAAUUUUGAUCGAACUGUGUAAGCUGCAGCCGUCCAAAAUGCCACAGGUUUUGGCUCAGGCUACGGAAAUUCUUUUCAUGCGAAUCGAUUCGAUGAAUACCAGUUGUUUCGAUCGCUUUGCCAACUGGUUUUCCUAUCACCUGAGUAACUUCCAGUUCCGCUGGAGCUGGGACGAUUGGGAUAGCUGUUUGCUUCUGGAGAUGGAGCACCCAAGGCCGAAGUUUAUCCAGGAGGUGCUGCUGAAGUGUUUGAGAUUUUCAUACCACGAUCGGUUCAAGGAAAUGAUGCCGGAGACUUAUGCAAAAUUGAUACCGAAAGCGCCGUCACCCAGAUAUAAAUAUACGAUGGAUGGAGCUGCAUCCCUACCAGGGACGGCGACUGCCCACAAGCUGGUCGUUGCUAUCCGUCAAAAGUGCACCCCGGAGGAUGUGCUGAACGAGCUGAAGGAUUUGCCGAAUCCCCGAGAGACGUCUGAGACCGACAUGGUUGAAUCGACCUUUAAUCCACUGAAGAUCGACGUGUUUGUUCAGACACUACUGAAUUUGGGUUCGAAGAGUUUCUCACACACUUUUGCGGCCAUCUCCAAGUUCCAUCAGGUGUUCAAGGGUCUGGCAGAAACCGAGGAGGCACAAAUUUGCAUUCUUCACAAUACGUAUGAGCUGUGGAGCUACCAUCAGCAGAUGAUGGUUGUUAUCAUCGACAAGCUGCUGAAGACACAGAUUGUCGAAUGUUCGGCCGUCGCAACGUGGGUCUUUUCGAAGGAAAUGGUCGGAGAAUUUACCAAAAUGUACCUGUGGGAGAUUCUGCACUUGACCAUCAAAAAGAUGAAUCAACACGUCACCAAACUCAGUAAGGAGCUUGGCGACGCAAAAGAUCGCCUAGAUCGGAAUGCUGAAUCCUCUUCCAGUGAAUCGGAUGAAGAAGCCACACCAGGAGCGGCAGCUACACCUGCCCGUCGCCGUAAGAAGACCGCCGGCGAUGAUGCCGAUAAACCAACGGAAGAACAGGUGGAACGAAUGGAGGAACGUCUGGAGGCAGCUUUCGUGGAUCAGAAACGACUGUUUCUGAUUAUUUUCCAGCGUUUUAUUAUGAUCUUAUCGGAGCAUCUGGUAAAAUGUGACACUGACGGACGGGAUUACGAUACCGAUUGGUACCGCUGGACGGUUGGACGACUGCAGCAGGUUUUUAUGCUGCAUCACGAACAAGUGCAGAAAUACAGCAGUACACUCGAAAGUCUUCUGUUCACUUCCGAUAUUGAUCCACACAUUUUGGAUGUAUUCCAUCAGUUUACCGCACUGCGGUCAUAGAGGACAUUUUUGGUAAUAGGUUAUCCUGUGUUUAGCUCCGCCCCAUAUGUGAGUAUGAAAAAAUAUAUUUUUUUCUAUUGAUCCCACGGAAAGUUGAUGGCGUUUGUUGGAUGAGAGAAUUCUCACCGUGUAAUUUUAUGAAUAUUCGUUAUAGUGACGAUAUGUAUUAAAAGUGUAUUCGACGAAUGCGACAG